AUAAUGGAAAAAGUGAACAUAAGCAUCCCAGAAGGCUUUCUAUUAUUGGGCUUCUCUGACCGGCCAUUACUAGAGAUGAUUAUUUUCAUAUUUGUCUCAAUUUUCUAUGUGUUUACACUUUUGGGAAAUUCUGCCAUCAUGCUGUUAUCUCACUUAGAUGCCAGGCUUCACACUCCCAUGUACUUCUUCCUCACCAAUCUCUCUUUCUUAGAUAUCAGCUUCACUACUAGUAUUGUCCCUCAAAUGCUGGUCAACCUCUGGGGACCAGAGAAAACGAUUAGCCGUGCAGGUUGUGUCAUCCAGUUUUAUAUUUCCCAUUGGUUAGGGGCCACUGAGUGUGUCCUCCUCUCAGUCAUGUCCUAUGAUCGUUAUGUUGCCAUCUGCAAGCCCCUCCACUAUACUAUCAUCAUGAAUUCAUUGGUCUGCUGGGGCCUAGCUGCAACUGCAUGGCUUGGUGGACUUUCUACCUCCUUGCUAGGCUCAACACUCACAGUACAACUGCCUUUGUGUGGUCACAACCGUAUUGACCACUUCUUCUGUGAGAUGCCCCUAAUCAUGCAGCUGGCCUGUGUGGACACCAGUCUCAAUGAGGUAGAGAUGUAUGUAGCCAGCUUCAUCUUUGUGGUAUUGCCUUUGGGAUUCAUUCUGGUUUCCUACAGUCAGAUUGCUCUGGCUGUCCUGAGGAUCAAAUCCACUGAGGGGAGGUACAAGGCAUUUAACACCUGCUCCUCCCACUUGAUGGUAGUGUUCCUGUUUUAUGGGAGCAUUAUCUUUAUGUAUCUUCAACCAGCUAAGAGUAGUUCACAUGAACAGGGGAAGUUUGUUGCUCUCUUCUACACUGUGGUGACACCAAUGCUAAACCCACUCAUCUAUACUCUGAGGAACAAAGAUGUGAAAGGAGCUCUGAAACAACUGGUAUCAGGAUCUGGAUGUGGUCCAGGAAUUAAACAGGGGACCAUUUAG
Dromiciops gliroides (monito del monte) is the source of this 963-nucleotide messenger RNA. Its product is annotated as olfactory receptor 2C3-like. Gene Ontology annotation, biological process: G protein-coupled receptor signaling pathway. The transcript has a single exon. The coding region runs from base 4 to 963 and encodes 319 amino acids. Gene Ontology annotation, molecular function: G protein-coupled receptor activity; olfactory receptor activity. Gene Ontology annotation, cellular component: membrane. The record is from RefSeq and is a predicted model, not a curated record. NCBI's taxonomy places the organism in Eukaryota, Metazoa, Chordata, Mammalia, Microbiotheria, Microbiotheriidae.